Varanus komodoensis (Komodo dragon) is the source of this 2723-nucleotide messenger RNA. RefSeq names its product pantothenate kinase 4 (inactive) (gene PANK4). Gene Ontology annotation, molecular function: pantothenate kinase activity; ATP binding. The coding region runs from base 2 to 2329 and encodes 775 amino acids. NCBI's taxonomy places the organism in Eukaryota, Metazoa, Chordata, Lepidosauria, Squamata, Varanidae. The transcript has 19 exons. Gene Ontology annotation, cellular component: nucleus; cytosol. Gene Ontology annotation, biological process: coenzyme A biosynthetic process. The record is from RefSeq and is a predicted model, not a curated record.
AAUGGCGGAGCGGGGCGGGCGAGGCGGCGGCAGGAACAGCGGCGGGGGCGUCGUCAGCGGCAGCCUGGACAAGAGCAUCACCCUCCCGCCGGACGAGAUCUUCCGCAACCUGGAGAAUGCCAAGCGCUUCGCCAUCGACAUCGGUGGAUCUUUGGCUAAGUUGGCUUAUUAUUCAACAGUACAACAUAAAGUAGCCAGGGUGCGAUCUUUUGAUCAGUCAGGAAAGGACAUAGAACAUGAAUCGCCGUAUGAAAUCACAGUUCAGGAGGAAAUAACAGCUCGGCUGCAUUUCAUUAAGUUUGAAAAUGCCUAUAUUGAAACCUGCCUGGAUUUCAUCAAAGACCAUCUCGUCAACACAGAAACGAAAGUGAUCAAAGCCACGGGAGGUGGUGCAUACAAAUUCAAAGAUCUUAUUGAGAAGAAACUGGGAUUAAAGUUAGAUAAAGAAGAUGUCAUGACCUGUCUAAUUAAGGGGUGUAACUUUGUGCUGAAGAACAUCCCCCAUGAAGCAUUUGCAUACCUGAAGGAUGCAGACCCAGAGUUCCGGUUCCAGAUGAAUCAUCCACAUAUUUUCCCUUAUUUGCUGGUCAAUAUUGGUUCUGGAGUUUCUAUAGUGAAGGUGGAAACGGAAGAUAAGUUUGAGUGGAUUGGCGGAAGUUCGAUUGGAGGCGGAACUUUCUGGGGUCUUGGAGCGUUGCUUACCAAAACAAAGAAAUUUGACGAGUUGCUGCAGCUUGCCUCGAAAGGACAACACACGAACGUGGACAUGCUGGUGAAAGACGUGUACGGUGGGGCCUACCAGACUCUUGGUCUAAGUGGCAACCUGAUAGCCAGCAGUUUUGGGAAAUCAGCAACGGCAGAUAAAGAAUUUUCCAAAGAAGACAUGACAAAAAGCUUGUUGCACAUGAUCAGCAAUGACAUAGGGCAGCUGGCUUGUCUCUAUGCCAAACUCCACAACCUGAACAAAAUAUAUUUUGGGGGUUUCUUCAUUCGAGGACAUCCUGUUACCAUGCGCACAAUCACUUACAGUAUUAACUUCUUCUCCAAGGGGGAAGUCCAGGCCUUGUUCCUGAGACACGAAGGCUACCUGGGGGCCAUCGGGGCAUUUCUGAAAGGCGCUGAACAAGACAAUCCAAACCUAUACAGCUGGGGAGAGAACUAUGCCGGCAGUUCGGGGCUGAUGAGCACCUCGCCUGACAUCUGCCCCAUGCAGCGGGAGCGGAGUGGCACGUUUGACCUGUUGGAAAUGGAUCGGCUGGAGCGAACCCUCGUGAACCUUCCUUUGCUGAAGGAUCCAUCCACUUACAUCCCGGACACCGUUGACCUCACUGACGACGCCAUGGCCAGGAAGUACUGGCUUUCGUGCUUCGAGGAGGCCUUGGAUGGGGUCGCGAAGCGUGCUGCGGCCAGCCAGCCCGACUCUGUCGAUGCAGCUGAGCGAGCAGAGAAGUUCCGGCAGAAAUACUGGGAUAAACUUCAGACGCUCAGGCAGCAGCCUUUUGCCUAUGGCACCUUAACAGUUAGGAGCUUGCUGGAUACACGAGAGCACUGUUUGAAUGAGUUCAAUUUUCCAGAUCCAUAUUCCAAGGUGAAACAGAAGGAGAAUGGCAUAGCGUUGAAAUGUUAUCAGAGUGUAAUCGAGUCUUUGGAAGCGUUGGGCUGGGAGGAGAGGCAGUUUGCCCUCGUGAAGGGACUUCUUGCCGGGAACGUCUUUGACUGGGGCGCAAAAGCGGUCUCAGAUGUCCUCGAAACAGAGCCACAGUUUGGAUUUGAAGAAGCCAAGGAGAAGUUGCAAGAACGCCCCUGGCUUGAAGAUUCCUACAACGAGUGGUUGGAACGGCUCAAGGGCCCACCUCAUCAAUGUGCCUUAAUCUUUGCAGAUAACAGUGGAAUAGACAUCAUUUUAGGCAUCUUCCCCUUUGUCAGAGAGCUGCUGUCUAGAGGCACCGAGGUUAUAUUGGCUUGCAACUCCGGCCCGGCUCUGAACGAUGUAACCUACAGCGAGUCCCUACUUGUGGCAGAGCGGAUCGCAGCCACCGAUCCGGUCAUACGAGCUGCCUUGAAGGAAGAAAAGUUGCUCUUGGUACAGACAGGUUCAAGUUCUCCAUGCUUAGACCUCAGCCGGCUGGACAAAGGUUUGGCCAACCUGGUCCGGGAGAGGAAGACGGACCUGGUCAUCAUCGAAGGAAUGGGCCGGGCCAUCCACACCAACUACUAUGCAGCCCUCGAGUGCGAGAGCCUCAAACUCGCGGUCAUCAAGAACGCUUGGCUGGCCGAUCGCCUCGGCGGGAAGCUCUUCAGCGUCAUCUUCAAAUACGAGUGCCCCUGAAGCGAGGCGGCCGAGCCACGGGAAGGACUGGAGGGGCCAGCGCAGGACUUGCACUAGUUUUAAUUGUAAAGAAUGUAUUUUUAUUACCACAGGGAAAAUGAGUUCACACACACAAUUCCGUAUUUAUAUUGUGCUUUUGUGACCUAAAGUGACAUAUAUCUCUCAUAUUGGGCUGGGUUUUUUUGUUUUUUUUUUUUUUUUUUUUUUUUUUGGUAAGUGUUUCUUUUAAUGCUGCAGUAUUUGUGAUGGAAAGAGACUUGAUCUUUUCUUUUUGUUCUGUGAGACAUUCAUAUUGAAAUAUUUAAAUGUCAAUGAAAUCUCUUUUUAUAUUUUGGCCGAAAUAUACACCCGCCAUUACGUGGCAAAUACCAAAUAGAGUUUUUAAUGAGCUGAA